UGUCUAUUAUAUCAGAUAAUAAUUUUAAUAUUAAAAAAUACAGCAAUUCUUCAAGUAAUCCAGAAUAAAUCCCAGAAAGCUAUGGACACUACCUGAACUUGCUAGAAGACCUGCCCUUUCGAUAGGCCACUAUUUCUGCUAGAAGUUUUUACAGUUGUAUACAAAUAAGGAAGAUUCUUAUAGUUAUAUAUAAAUAAAAGAAAACUUAUUUUAGUAACAUUCAAUAAGUUCUAAAAUAUUCUUAAAUUUUUUUUGCACUAUUUAUUAUAAUUCUAAAAGCUAUGUAGCUUGAAUUUAACUUUACUGUGUUGAAUGGCUGUUAACAGUUCUAUUCUAUUAAACACUUAUAUUUUAGAUCAUUGUUUUAUUUUGCAUAAAUAAAGCAAGAAGAAUUUGAAGAGCAUUUCAAAUUAAAAUGACUAAUAUUUUGCAGAGCAAAAUUAAAUAAAUUAAGAAAGUGCCAUUACCAUGAAUAUUGUUAAAAAAAAAGUUUUUUCUGACACUGAAGAAAGUCAAUCUUUAAUACCAAACUAUAUCAAGGUUCAUGAAGCAAAAGUUGGGUGUCACCAAAAUUGCAGGGAUUGUUCAAAUGUUUUUAAAGCAUUUAUUGGUUCAGCUAUGAUUGGUAUGCCAUUUGCUGUUAAUCAAGCUGGAAUAGCUCUCUCACUUAUUGGUAUUUUUGUGAUUGCUGUAGCUACUGAUCAUUGCUGCAAUUUAAUUGUUCAAUGCAAACAAAUUGUUAUUAAAAAGAAGAUUAAAGAACUAAAUCCAUCGUCUUCUCGAUUGUCUUUUCAAGAAGAAGAAAAAAUUCUUAAUGAUACAAUUUCUUAUGGGAGUAUUGCUAAAUCUUGUCUUGGUGUGCCUGGAGUUUUAGCGGUCAAUAUUUCUGUUUUAACUACACAGUUUGGGUUUUCAAUUGGAUAUUUUAUUUUCUUGGGUAACACUUUACGUUCCAUAUUAAAACGCUACAUAUCAACAAAUAAUUCUCUUAACAAAACAUUGGCUGACCCAAGAAAUUUUUCACUAUUCCUAAGUGAUUCAAACAAGGAAAAAGCUAAUUUUGUUUUUCAGCCUAUGCAUUUUUAUAAAAAAAGGUUUGGUUUAUUAGAUUUAACCACUGACUCGAAAGCUUCGUUUGCAAUCUUACUAGUUAUUCCUGUAGUUUUUUUAAUAUUAGUUUCAUUCAUCCGAAGUCUGAGAAAGCUGGAACCAAUCAGUUUGCUGGCUAAUUUGUCACUAAUCAUUGCUUUUGUUGCAACUGCAAGUUAUUUGUUGGCUUCACUUAAUCAUAUCAGUUCAGAUAUUAAAUAUUUCAAACUGUCAACGUUUCCGAUUUUUUUUGGUCAAUUAACAGGGGCAUUUGAAGGCAUUGGAACUGUUAUACCAAUAGAGGGAAGCAUGGGAAAUAAUCGCGUUCGUUACCCAAAGUUUUUACACUGCUCACUUUUCAGUGUUUCUGUAAUAUUAGCUUCUUUUGGAAUUAUUGGGUAUAUAUCAUUUGGUGAUAAAACUUGUCAAAUUGCAACAGCCAACUUGAAUGGAUCAAUGGCCACUAUUCUUCAAAUACUAUUAUUUUUUGGUGUUUUAUUAACAUAUCCUUUGCAAAUUUAUCCUUGCAUAGAAAUCACAGAAGCAUUGCUUAUUAAAUACCGCAAAUGGCACUACCGACCUUUUCAAUCUAAUAGAGGAAAUCAAGUUAGCUAUGAAAAAGACUUACAUGCUAAAGAAUGUGUAUUGAUAUGGGAAGGAAAUCUUAUUCGCAUAGCUUUAGUUUCACUGACAGCAAUUAUAGGACUUAUAUUUCGGGAGCAGUUUGCUUACAUUGCAGCCUUUAACGGAGCAGUUGGUAGUUCUUUGUUGGUUUAUAUUCUACCACCAAUUAUUCAUAUCUCACUAAAACGAAAAGAACUGAAAAAAACAACUCUUUUUAAAGAUAUUUUAUUAAUCUUGUUUGGAUUAGUAAGCGGUAUUAUUGGAUUAGUAGUAGCAGUUAGGGAAAUAGUUAUAUCAUUUGAAAGCAGUGGCCCUACUCAUUGUUGAUUAAUUAUUAUUAUUAUUAUUGCGUCUUUUUCUUUGUUUCUUUUGAAUAUUCUCUUUUUAUUUUUGUAAUAUUUUUUUAAAAUAAUGUUAUUAAGAUUUUGAAAUUUAGUAAAAUCAUUUGUAA
Messenger RNA from Hydra vulgaris (swiftwater hydra), 2164 nucleotides. RefSeq names its product proton-coupled amino acid transporter 1. NCBI's taxonomy places the organism in Eukaryota, Metazoa, Cnidaria, Hydrozoa, Anthoathecata, Hydridae. Gene Ontology annotation, cellular component: vacuolar membrane. Gene Ontology annotation, biological process: amino acid transmembrane transport. The record is from RefSeq and is a predicted model, not a curated record. Gene Ontology annotation, molecular function: L-amino acid transmembrane transporter activity.